AUGACAGGAGCGGAGGGUUUGUAUCCAACGCUGGUCACUAACUGCAUCUUUAAAGUGCAACUAACCCCCCAAUUUUUUUUUCACUGAACGAAAUCUUCUUAUCAUCCUGCUUACUUGUGCGAAAAAAUUUUGGUCAUAGCGUUUUUCCUUAUUUUUUUAUAAUUUUUCAAAGUUUCAAAUUUUGGCGGUUCUUGCGGCCACUACCGAGCUCUGUGGAGAAUGGGUCCGAGUUUUUUCACAUGAAACUUGCGACUCGCGAUCACUUUGUUCAUCUUCCACUUCGGCCAAAGUUGCCUCAGAAUCUUCUGAAUUAAAACUUCUCUCAGAACUUGAAUCACUUAAAGACAUAUUCCGUUGAAUUUUGGUCGUUUUAGUAUCCCGCUCGCUUAAAAUCAGUUAAAAUGAUUUUCCCUUUCUCGCUUCUCGGUCAUUUACUCAUGAGUUCGCGGCAGAUGUCCUCCUUCGAUGACGUCACAACAACAUUCGUACCCAGCUCCCACGAACCUCGGUAAUGGGACACAGGAGACCUAACUUUAAACAGCCAUGGAAACGCGAGGAUUUUGUCAAUCACGAUAAUUUUUUCGCAAAAGUAAUCAGAAAAAUAAGGAGAUUUCAUUUAGCGAAAAACAUUUUUGGGGGUUAGUUGCACUUUAACGUUUUCUUGUUAUACACCUCUAUCGCGUUAAACAUCAUAACAAUACAAGCGCUGAGGAAAACGUCGUCGUUGCCAAGGACUUUGAAAACAUUGCUCUUGAGUUUGGCUGCUUCUGAUCUCGGUGUUGGUUUACUUGUCCAACCUAUUUUUGUUUCACAUCUCAUUAUUCAAAUACAACAAAACACUAGCGAUAAUGCUUAUGGUACAGUAUUUACCAUUUUCGAAACCCACAUGGCUUUACUUUCUUUUGCAUCGUUUUUUAGUGUUGUCGCUAUAACUGUUGAUAGAUUCUUAGCCAUUCAUCCUCAUCUCAGAUACCAGAAACUUGUGACUCACAAGCGUGUUAUUGCCGUAGUCAUAUCUACUUGGGUGAUCACCGCAUAUCUCUCUUUACUAGUCCCUGCUGCUCGUUUGGACUGGAUUCCUAAAAGAGUUCCUGUGAUUAUGUUUUCAGCCAUCGGCGCUGUUUGUUUCAUAACUACAGGAUUUCUCCACUACAAGAUAUACGCAUCUGUACGACACCAUACAGAUCAAAUCCAAGCUCUGCAAGCACAAGAAGAAGCACAGCAUAGAGAAAUGAAAAAUGCUGUGAGGCUGAGAAAAACUUCACUUGCUACAUUUUAUAUCUAUUUCCUCUUUUUGGCUUGUUAUGUGCCAAUCUUUUGUGUCAACCUUGCCGAACUGCUCUGUGAUGAAACUGCCUUGAUCCAACAUUUGUGGUAUUAUGUUAGGACAAUUAUGCUUUUCAAUUCAUCUCUCAAUCCUUUGAUCUACAGCUGGAAGAUGAGACACAUUCGACACGCUGUUAUAGACAUACUUCGAAGCAUACUCCCGUGUCGCCACUAA
Porites evermanni is the source of this 1501-nucleotide messenger RNA. The record is from the annotation of a GenBank genome assembly. Lineage: Eukaryota; Metazoa; Cnidaria; Anthozoa; Scleractinia; Poritidae.